This is a messenger RNA of Recurvomyces mirabilis, 1125 nucleotides long. RefSeq lists its product as uncharacterized. The record is from RefSeq and is a predicted model, not a curated record. The transcript has 2 exons. The coding region runs from base 1 to 1125 and encodes 374 amino acids. Lineage: Eukaryota; Fungi; Ascomycota; Dothideomycetes; Mycosphaerellales; Teratosphaeriaceae.
AUGCCUAUCAGCACGAGAUCUCCAAGCACUCCCGAUAUGGCCUUCAGCGACACAGCCAGCUCUACGUCCAGCCGUUACAAUCAGCUUGAAGAGACUCAUGAGUCCAAGCCUGACAAUAUGGACGGGUCUACGCCUCUAGCACGCUACAACGCAGCAGCGCCACAAAAAGACCCUCCUAUGCGCACCAGCGACGAUAACCUCGACAGAGAAAGACAAAGAGCCCACAACAAUCGCAUCGCUGCCGUUGAGCUAGAUCUGCGCCUGCAAGGGCUCUCCAACAAGGACCGCGCGAUCGAGCUUUGCAAGGUCCGCAGAGAUCAACACGCUGGCUCAGGCAACGUCUUCACAGCUUACAUGUACGACCAUUCCGACGACUGGGAUCUCCUGGAGAAGCAUGCUCCUGGUGGCGAGAAGUUCGGACAGCAGAAAGCGGAUGAACGGAUCAAGAAGGUGAAAGGCAAGAGCCUCUAUCCUUCCAAUGACGUUGUCGCACCCCAGCAGCGUGCGGCGAUUGCUCGCCACGCACAUCCGGAUCAUUCAGAAGUCGCGUGUAAGCACACGAAAUGGCUUCAAGAUUUCACGGGAGUGACAAAGGGCCAGGUGAUACCAUGGAAGGACCGAUGGAGCGCUGCGGCCGCCAUCAACAAGACCGCUUCAACAAGUUCGCCAACAUCCGGGAAGAAACCCGGCUGGCGAAAUUCGUCGAAAGUGGACUCCAAGAUCUCCACUCAGCCGCCUUCGAGAACAGAUACGGGGAUUGAGGACGAGGAUCCUUACAAGCCACAGUUUCCGUCUUUGCAGGAGCCAGCUUUCCAUGAAUGCCGUGACUGGACGCAGUGGAGUCUGAAAGACAAGCCUCCAGUUCCUAUCGCAGCCGACGUCGGUCCGCGAGACGAGCUGGAGCCUUGUGUGAAUGUACCAGAACGGAAGCCGUCGAAACGAAGUCUGCGUAGCUCGCUCUCCUGGCCUUCGAUCCGCAAGGAUAGAAAGGACAAGGGCGAGAAGAACGAGAAUUCAGGUUUCGUACGCAACGUCUCGGCUUUCCUGAAGCGGGUGCGCAAGGUGGUGGGCUCUGCUGUGGAGGGCGGAAGUGAUUGUGGUUCGGUGGUGGUGACGACCACGUGA